AUGCACGCGGAGAACGAAUUGCUACCCAGUCAAAGGAUCAAGGGACUAAAGGUCAGUGAUGUUAUGCAUAGCAAGGUUAUUCAACUUCCCACGAGUUUUUCCUGCAUCGCAAUACCAGCAAGACGUCAACAAAUCCCCUGUCCCGAAAUGGCUAAGAAGUGGCCCCAUCUCAGAGACAUCGCCUCACAUCUGAUACAUCCUCAGAACGAUAUCGAAGUAGGACUUUUGAUUGGUUCGAACUGUCCUCAAGCAAUAAUACCGCGCGAAGUUAUUCCCGGUCAGCAAAAUGAACCCUACGCACAAAGAUCUGAUUUGGGCUGGGGAAUAAUCGGCAAUGUUACCAAGCCCACCGAAAACAACGAUGAAAGUUCAGUAGCCAUCGUUCACCGAGUAACUACGCGUAACCCCACAAGCACCAACACGCCACAGCAGAAGACUUGUUAUUUUGCCAUUAAGCCAACCGUGAAGGAAGUUAUUAAUCCUGCUCAGUUGUGCCAAAUGUUAGAGUUGGACUUUUCCGAAAGAAGAAAUUCUGAGCCAUCAAUGUCACAGGACGAUAAGAAAUUCCUAUCUAAGAUGGAUCAAGGUGCGUAUCAAGAAGAAGGUGGCCAUUACGUUAUGCCCCUACCAUUUCGUGAGCUAGUACCAAAGAUGCCCAACAACAAGUCGCUUGCCCUACACCGACUGUCGAAACUACGAAUUCGCUUGGAGAAGAACGAGAAAUAUCGGAAAGAUUACAGCCGCUUCAUGAAUGACCUCAUCGAGAAAAACCAUGCUGAGAGAGUUCCUGAAAGGGAGCUGGAAAACACAGAAACUUCCUACGAUUUCUUUGGUUCGAGGACGGCGACAUAACGAAGAACCCGGUGGAGUACAGAAUGACCGUACACCUUUUCGGCGCAGCAUCUUCGCCAGGUUGCGCAAAUUACGGCUUUAAGAAAAUCGCAACAGACCACGAGAGAGAGUUUGGAUCCGAGGCGGCAAGCUUUAUUAAGGACAACUUUUAUGUCGACGACGGCCUAAAGUCGGUCAACACAGCCGAACAUGCGAUUUCUUUGAUUCAGAAAACGAAAGAACUGUGCGCGAAGGGUGGCUUACGACUCCAUAAAUUUGCCUCUAAUUCGAAAGAAGUCAUCGCAGCAAUCCCACCCGAAGAUCGUUCGUGUCAGUUGAAGAACCUCAAUCUCGGAAGCGACCGCCUACCGAUAGAAAGAGCACUGGGAGUGCAGUGGUGUAUCGAGUCCGACGCCUUCCAAUUGCAAAUAACAGUGCAAGACAGCCCAUUGACAAGACGGGGCAUUCUUUCUACCGUCAGUUCAGUAUACGACCCACUUGGUCUUGUGUCACCCGUUGUGCUCAUAGCCAAGCAAAUUCUUCAAGAGCUAUGUCGAGACGGAGCCGACUGGGACGACCCAAUUCCGGAUUCAAUCAAAGUUAGAUGGGAAAGAUGGAGAAGAGAACUUUUCCUACUCAACGACGUAAAAGUACAGAGAAGUUUCAGACCCGAAGGCUUCGAACAACUGAAAUCCGUAGAGCUUCAUCACUUCUCCGACGCUAGUACGUCAGGAUACGGACAAUGUUCCUACGUACGCUUGUUGAACCACGACGGCGAAGUUCACUGUGCACUCGCAAUGGGAAAGUCACGUGUAUCUCCCCUAAAGAACGUCACGAUUCCACGUUUAGAGUUAACCGCAGCGUUAGUUUCUGUCAGAGUAAGCACCAUGCUACACCGUGAACUUGACUAUGAUAAGAUUCUUGACAUCUAUUGGACCGAUAGUAAAGUUGUACUUGGCUACAUUGGUAAUGACGCUCGAAGAUUUCACGUUUACGUUGCGAAUCGCGUACAACAAAUUCGAGAUGAGACCUCUCCAGAGCAGUGGAAAUACGUUGAAAGCAAGGAAAAUCCGGCCGACGACGCAUCGAGGGGAUUAACGGCUCGCGAGUUUCUCGAUAGUAAACGCUGGCUUUCAGGACCUCCAUUCCUAUGGAACCGUAAUCUCGACUUGGCCGCUGACGACCAUCAACCACUUCCUAGUAACGAUCCCGAAGUGAAGACAAACGUUCUCGUCACCCAAGUAACAUCCAGAAGCUUCUCGACAAUUCCCGAGCGUCUCGAGUACUUUUCGGAUUGGCAUCGUGCCAAAAGAGCCGUAGCCGUAAUCGUAAGAUUUCAACGACGAUGGAAGAGAUCUCACUUGCGACCCGAUGAAGCUCCCAUGAGCUCCACAACCGAAUAUCAAAGAUCGAACGUCGAAGAGCUUCUUCAAGCCGAAGUUGCAAUUGUGAAGCAAGUACAAGAACAAGCGUUCUCAAAGGAAAUCCAAACGUUGCGUUCAAUGCAGAAACCCGAUUCUGGUCAAGACGACGUGCGAAGACGUAAAGCGGUCAUGAAGAAGACCAGUUCGCUUUAUCGUUUGGAUCCAUUUCUCGACAAGGAGGGCGUCCUUCGUGUCGGUGGGCGCCUUACUCGUGCAAACACCCCAUCAUGUUAA
Molecule: messenger RNA, 2489 nt
Organism: Paramuricea clavata
Lineage: Eukaryota; Metazoa; Cnidaria; Anthozoa; Malacalcyonacea; Plexauridae
Source: the annotation of a GenBank genome assembly